UUCCGCAGGUGUUUUAUGACCAACUUACAGAGAGCUUGCCACGUCUUAAAUUCACCUUACUUAUCAUCUGACGUGUGCUUGAAAUUAUCUAUUGUUCUGUCGACUGCUAAGUGACUAGUAUCUUCAAUAUGGCUGCCACAUCCCUCGUGCUAUUCCUGUGCAUAUGUGCUGUAUUUGCAGACGAUUCGGAAAGCGGUCCGCCAUCCGGGGUCGAGGAUGUCACUGAAUUGAUAGUUGUAAAGGUUGAGGUACCUGAGGAGUGUAACAGGAAAACGAAAAAAAACGAUUUGUUGUCCAUGCAUUACACUGGCUACUUAACAGAUGGAACGAAAUUUGAUUCAAGCCGUGACCACGGACAACCCUUCCAGUUCCAGAUGGGCAUUGGUCAGGUGAUCAAGGGAUGGGAGCAAGGUCUAGAUGACAUGUGUGCUGGAGAGAAACGUAGGCUGACCAUCCCUCCUCACCUUGGCUAUGGUGACCAGGGUGCUGGAGACAAGAUCCCGCCUAAGGCCACUUUAGUAUUUGAUGUGGAACUGGAAAAGAUUGAGGAAGGUCCGGCUCCCCAGAAUAUAUUCAAACAGAUUGAUUCAAACGGAGACAAUGCUUUAUCUCAGGACGAGGUACACAUUUAUGGUUAAUUACUCUUGUGAUAAUGAGGGCUUGCUGUCAGUAAAGCUAGAGC
Molecule: messenger RNA, 682 nt
Organism: Mizuhopecten yessoensis (Yesso scallop)
Lineage: Eukaryota; Metazoa; Mollusca; Bivalvia; Pectinida; Pectinidae
Product: FK506-binding protein 2-like
Exons: 3
Coding region: 129-638 (169 amino acids)
Molecular function (GO): peptidyl-prolyl cis-trans isomerase activity
Source: RefSeq, a predicted model, not a curated record